CAGAGGCACAGUGAAGGCCCAUGGUGGAUUCAAUGCUAACGAUGACGCUGAAGUUCUCUUCAAGGCCAUGAAAGGACUCGGCACCGAUGAGGAUGCUAUUCUCCAGCUGCUGAUAGCACGUAGUAAUGCACAGCGCCAAGAAAUCAAGGCUGCAUUCAAAACCCUGCAUGGAAAUGAUUUGGUGGAUAAUUUGAAGUCAGAGCUGGGUGGGAAGUUUGAGAGUCUGAUUGUAGCUCUGAUGACUCCUCCCAUCAUGUAUGAUGUCACGUGUCUGCGGGAUGCUAUUAAGGGUGCAGGCACAGAUGAGAAAGGGCUGAUUGAGAUCUUGGCAUCAAGGUUACCUAAUGAAGUCAACGAGAUCAAAAGUCUAUACAAACGAGAGCAUAAUGAUGAUCUGGAGGAAGAUGUGACUGGUGACACUGGAGGUCAUUUCGGUAGGAUGCUGGUUGUUUUGCUACAAGCCAGCAGACAGCAGGGUAUACAAGAGGACCUCAUCCAAAGCGAUGCCCAGGCUCUGCUUGCAGCAGGAGAACAGAAGUAUGGAACUGAUGAAGGCCAGUUCAUCACUAUACUGGGGAACCGUAGUAAUGCUCACCUUAGGAGAGUGUUUGAGGAGUAUAGAAAGCUCUCAGGGUAUGAAAUAGAGGAGAGCAUCCAGAGAGAGACAUCAGGAACCCUCCAAGAAGUACUGCUGGCCGUGGUGAAGUGUGCUCGCAGUGUGCCGGGUUAUUUUGCCGAGAGCCUUUACAAUUCCAUGAAGCAGGGGGCAGGCACUGAUGACCAGAAUCUGAUCAGGAUCAUGGUAUCUCGCAGUGAGGUGGACAUGAUGGAUAUACGCACUGAAUUCCGCAAGAGGUUUGCAACCUCUCUGCACAAAACGAUUCAGGGUGAUACCUCCGGUGACUACCGUAAAGCCCUGCAGCUGCUGUGUGGCGGUGAUGAUGCAUAAACCCUGCCACCCUCUCUG
Molecule: messenger RNA, 967 nt
Organism: Sinocyclocheilus grahami
Lineage: Eukaryota; Metazoa; Chordata; Actinopteri; Cypriniformes; Cyprinidae
Product: annexin A5-like
Exons: 11
Coding region: 68-949 (293 amino acids)
Biological process (GO): negative regulation of coagulation
Cellular component (GO): vesicle membrane; cytoplasm; plasma membrane
Molecular function (GO): calcium ion binding; phosphatidylserine binding; calcium-dependent phospholipid binding
Source: RefSeq, a predicted model, not a curated record